AAAGUGACAGCCAGGGACCAAGCUGGGAGAGUAGAGAAAGUGAGCUCCAUGAAAAUGGCAACCUUCCAUUUAAAAUCUCCCAAAAACUAUGCGAUUCAAGCUGUCCACGAGCUUCAUCGAAUUCAACAACACCAACACCAACACCAACGCCAUUGACUGUUAGCUCCUUCCAAAUUUCCUCUCAAAUCGCCUCUCAUUUUCCCCUUUCUUUAAUACCCACUUCCGAAAAGGACACUCGUUUCUUCUCUGCUCUUCCAGUCACCCACACGCUCCCUCAGCCCCUUUCGAGCUCUCAAAAUGGCUGCCACUGCCCUGCUUCUCUCUCCCUGCUCCAUUUUCCCUCUCUGAUGGCUCUUUUUCCCCUUCCAAAAAGGCUGAGCCUACCUGCCAAUUGAUUCCUGCUUUCACCGUCAACCAUGAAAGCUCGAUCGGAGAACGGAUGGCAUUGCAUCAAGUCUCUUCACUUUCGAGGUAAACCAGCCAACGAUUUGUGCUUGUUGGAGAAGGUGAAGACCUCUGCCGGUACUCCAGGCGAAGCGCCCGUCUAUCUCAACGUGUAUGACUUAACACCUGCAAAUGGCUACGUCUAUUGGGCUGGCCUCGGUAUAUUUCACUCUGGUAUCGAAGUUUAUGGCAUUGAAUAUGCCUUCGGAGCCCACGACUACCCGACAAGUGGCAUCUUUGAGGUCGAACCUCGAACAUGCCCCGGCUUCAAGUUUAGGAAGUCAAUUUAUAUCGGUACGACUUGCUUGGACCCAAUCCAAGUUAGAGACUUCAUGGAACGUCAAGCUGCAAACUAUCACGGCAAUUCAUAUCACUUGAUCGUGAAGAAUUGCAACCAUUUCUGUGAGGAUAUAUGCAGAAAACUAACCGGAAAACGCAUACCGAAAUGGAUUAAUCGGCUUGCAAGGAUAGGUUCAAAAUGCAACUGCAUUCUCCCCAAGGCACUUAAGGCGACAACCAUGGAACACGACCCGAGCUUCGAAGGACAGGACAGCGAAAAGAAACGGCUAAGAAGCGGGUUCGGUUGCUUAUCCUCGAUCUCCAUGAAUCAGAAGGAAGUUUCAAUAUCUUCACUGUUUCUACACUCUCAUUAUAAAGGCUGCCUGCCUCCAUGGGAGCUGAAAAGAUCCAAAAGUUGGUCAUUCAAGUAAGGAGAAGACGACCGAACUACCUACCCCGACGAUCCGAGCUAGCUGACAAGUUUCUUCUUCCAGCUCUCGAGAUAAUAGCCAUGGGAGCUAACCGGUAUGAGCUUUGUUUCUGAUCAUUGAGUUGGGGGAUAAUUCAUUCAUGAUAUUUCCAUGGCUAUGGUCUUUAUAGAGAUGAUCGAACGACUCGUAAGGGUAUGUGAGUUGGAUCGAUUCGAAUUUUCGAAACUGUUUGUAUUUAUUGUGGAUCUUCUUGAUCAAAUCUGGCUUGAAAUUGAAAAGGAAUGAUGUUUUGCUUUUUGGUUGAACUGGAAAGUAGAUCAUUAUAACUGUCCAAGAUCU
This is a messenger RNA of Cucurbita moschata (crookneck pumpkin), 1493 nucleotides long. Its product is annotated as deSI-like protein At4g17486. Gene Ontology annotation, biological process: protein deubiquitination. The record is from RefSeq and is a predicted model, not a curated record. NCBI's taxonomy places the organism in Eukaryota, Viridiplantae, Streptophyta, Magnoliopsida, Cucurbitales, Cucurbitaceae. Gene Ontology annotation, molecular function: deubiquitinase activity. The coding region runs from base 417 to 1154 and encodes 245 amino acids. The transcript is spliced from 4 exons.